Poecilia reticulata (guppy) is the source of this 1483-nucleotide messenger RNA. The record is from RefSeq and is a predicted model, not a curated record. NCBI's taxonomy places the organism in Eukaryota, Metazoa, Chordata, Actinopteri, Cyprinodontiformes, Poeciliidae.
GAAGACAAGACAAGAAAACAGGAAGAGAAGAAGAAUGAUGCUAAAGACAAGACUGUAAAAAAACAGGAAGAGAAGAAGAAUGAUGCUGAAGAUAAGACUGCAAGAAAACAAGAAGAGCAGAAAAACCCGGAAGGCAGGAAGGAAACAGAGGGGAUGAGAUUAACGCGGGAACAGAGGAAGAAACGGGAUGGUGAAUCUCAGGAAAAGAAAAAAGAGAGAACGAGAUCAUGUCGACUGGAGGAGAGUAAACAGCAGAAGAAGAACAAGGAAGAGAAGAAGAGUGGAGCCGACCAAGUGCAGGCUGCAGCUGAAAGUUUACAGAUCGAAUCUGCUGCCAAAGACGCGGCGCCGGAUGAGAAGGAGGUCACUGAAAGAGAGGUCACUGAAAGAGAGAGUCCAACUGGGACGGAUCAAGGACAGCAGAAGAAGAACUCCAGUUCAACGCUGACGGACUCGACUCUGCACCGGAUCAACGGAGACCUCCGCAUCUCUCUGAAGACGGACAAACCCGACAUCAGGAAGUGUCUGUCGGCGCUGGACCAGCUCAGCAUGCUGUAUGUGACGUCCGAACACGUCCAGAGGCACAGCGAGCUCAUCGCCACGCUCAGGAAGAUGCGGUACUACCGGGCCAACCAGGCCAUCAUGGACAAGGCCUCCAUGCUCUACAACCGCUUCAAGAACGCCUUCCUGGCGGCCGACGGCGAGGAGGUGGUGAGCGCCGCCUUCCUGCGCUCGCUGCUGCAGGACAAGGAGGAGGCGCAGCUGGUGAGGGAGAAGGAGGAGGCGAGCGAAGGAGAGGAGGAGAAGCUGGAAGCGAAAGCUCCAGUGGAUUCCUCCUGAGACCCGGACCGGACCGGACCGGACCGGACCGGACCCGCUCUGAUCCCGUCACACAGCAGCUGGUUUAGUUAGCUUGAGCUGGACGUUCGCCUGCUGUAUUUUUACAUCCCAGUGGAAACUGUAAGGCCUCCAACACGUGGCACGUCUCCCACGUUGUUUUAAUUUAAUCUGUAAUUUCAGUCAGCAGCAUUAAUACCGAUUUAAACUUUUAGAGUCUUUAACUGAAACACUGAGUUACUUGUGCUAAUUUGUACUUCCUGUGUAAAGUUCCUAAUCUCAUACUUGAACUCCUCUGGUGCAUUUGGCCCGGCUUGCCCUCAGAGAAGGGGCUGAUGGGAAACGUAGUUCUUUGAUUUUAUUUUAUUUAAAGGUGUGUGAAUGAAACAUAGAGCAUUAAACCCGGGCAGGAUGUUGAGAAACCUACAGAACAGUGCUGCAGAGAUAAAUCUGUUGUUUUUGUAAAAAUCUGGACUUUAUUUUUAUUUUUAAAGUUGCUGCUUCUUCCGAUGUUUUUACUUGUGUGCGUGUUAGUUUUCAGGAACCUGUCUGUUACAGGCUGCUGCUGCUGCUGUCUUGUAAAUCUGUAUUUUUCUGAUGUUUUUCCACAAACUUGAUUGAAUUAAAAUCCUAAUCAUAAAACUGG